AUGGCGGUCACCAAAGACAAUCGAACACUAGCAAUACUCAAUGCCGCUGCAAAAGGCAAUUAUGGCGUCAUGGCUGCAAUCGCCUACAACGUUGAGCAAUUGACAGCCCUCGUUCGCGCGGCGGAAUCGAAGCGAUCGCCCUUGAUAAUCCAGCUGUUCCCAUCGACCCUCAAGCAACUGCCCCUUCUCGCCCAUGCGGCUGCGCAUGCCGUAAAAACCGCAACAGUACCGCUAUCUUUACACAUCGACCACGCGCAGAAUGUGGAGCACAUCCGAGAGAUCAUCGCGACGCUACCGGUCGACUCAGUUAUGGUCGACAUGUCGCAUUACGAUGAAGCCGAGAAUCUAGAGAAGACUCGGAUACUGACCAAGGAGUGUCAUGACAAAGGCAUCGCUGUAGAAGCAGAGAGCGGGCGGAUAGAAGGUGGCGAAGAUGGUAUUGCCGAUACAGGAGAUCUUGAAGCGCUCUUCACGUCGCCUGAAGAUGUCGACAACUUCAUCAACGCCGGUAUCGAUAUAUUAGCCCCAUCAAUCGGAAACGUACACGGCGAUUACGGCCCCGCUGGUCCGAAGGAGGGACAACUACACUACGACCGCCUCGAAGCGAUAGACAAGCAGAUAAACAAGCGCGUCUUGGUCGCGUUACACGGCACCAAUGACUUUCCUGCUGAAGUCAUGCAAAGAUGUAUACGAUCUGGCGCAAUCAAGCUGAAUGUAAACAAGCUUCUACUUGAGGUGGGAAAUGAAGUGCUGAGGAAGCACGCACCAACUACUUCCCUAGCGAAGUUGAUUGAUAUGCAGAUAGAGGUCAUACAGAAGGAGACGGAGAGGUGGAUGGACAUUUGUGGUAGUAGCGGUAAAGCUUGA
Alternaria arborescens is the source of this 867-nucleotide messenger RNA. RefSeq lists its product as hypothetical. Gene Ontology annotation, biological process: carbohydrate metabolic process. NCBI's taxonomy places the organism in Eukaryota, Fungi, Ascomycota, Dothideomycetes, Pleosporales, Pleosporaceae. Gene Ontology annotation, molecular function: aldehyde-lyase activity; zinc ion binding. Bases 1 to 867 code for a protein of 288 amino acids. The transcript has 3 exons. The record is from RefSeq and is a predicted model, not a curated record.